ACUCCUAGUGUGAUCAGUGGGUGAAAAAGAAGGGAGGGAGAAAGUGAGAGGGAAGAAGCAGACACUCUUUGUCCCCCACUCCAGGCUCUGAGGUAGCCAGGCAGAUAUUCUUGGCGUGGAUGCAGCGCCCAUGACAGGAUUAGGAACCUGGGACACAGGACCAACCGGAGAUCUGCAGGUUCUAGAGGAAGAACCCGAGCCAGACAGCUGUGACCGGCUUCCUGUGUCCCUUCACAUCCACUCUCCAAAAGCCACAUUACCAAGAGCCCUGACCUCGUCUCUUCACCUCUCCCACCAUGCGUCUUCUCACGACUCUCUUUAUCCUGCUGCUCAUCCGGUCAGCAGAACCCAGGAGAGGCCCUCGAUCAAAGGCUGUGGAGCGGGGUCCCUGGGGACAUGUGCGGGGCAAAGGCAGGGCCGGGGUCAUGAGGCGUCAAACUCAGGAGUGUAAGGAGUACGUUGAGCAGGGAGAGAAGUACCUGGACUGCCAGGACAGGCAGCUGACCACUGUGAUGCAGCACUGGCCCAAAGAUAUCGACCACCUGCUGCUUGCAAGAAACAAAAUUCAGGUUUUGCGGGACAACAUGUUUGCCCAGUUCACUCGGCUGAAGAGCUUGGACCUCCAGCAGAACAGCAUCUCCAUGGUGGAGGAUGAUGCAUUCAACGGCCUCUCCCAGCUCACCACCCUGCUCCUCCAGCACAACCGUCUGAAAACAGCUUCAGAGGAGCUCCUCCUCCCUAUGCCGCGCCUCUCCUACCUCCGUAUGUACGACAACCCCUGGAGCUGCCAGUGCCCCUUGGACAGCCUGGUCCGGACCCUGCAGGUGCCCACCAACCGGAACCUGGGCAACUACGCUAGAUGUGUAGGUCCUCCUUCGCUGAAAGGGCAGAAGCUGAAAAAGCUGAAGGCGGAUUUGUGUGCGGAAGAUGGGAAGCCAGAAGUUGAAGUUGAACUGCAACUUAGGCCUCCACCGAAGAAAGGGAAACAGGAAGCCACGUCCAUGUGCCUCACCUACAUGUUUCCCAAACCUCGGCUGGACUGCAGCAGCAAGGAUCUGAAUCACAUCCCCUCUGAACUGCCUUCGGACAUCGUGAAGAUGGAUCUGUCCAAGAACAGCAUCAAACAUCUCAGGCCCAAACAGUUCCUGCUGUCCAAAGAUCUCAAAGCGCUCAACCUCAGCAGCAACAACCUGCAGCAUAUAGACACAGCUGCUUUUGCAGGCCUGCUGUACCUCCGUGAGCUUGAUCUAUCCAACAACAGCCUCCAAUACUUCCAAUACGGCGUACUGGAGGACCUCUACUUCCUACGGAAACUCUCGCUGGAGGACAACCCGUGGAUCUGUGACUACAACGUCCACUACCUGAUCUACUGGCUCAAGCACCAUCCCGGCGUCUCUCACACCGGCUUGAUCUGCUCCGGGCCGCGCGAAUUCAGGGGCUGGCGCGUGGAAGACUACGUCAAGACCUACAACGGGGAGUGUCCCAAGGACAAGCAAACAGAAGGGAUGGACACGGGGCAGGGAGUGGAUGGAGGGUCUGAGAAUGACGCGCAGGAGACAGGUGACGGACAGGACGAACAUCUAUCACAGGGUCUGAAAAAGAAGGAGAAGGGGCCCAACACAAUUGAGAUCAUCAGGCUGAGUUAGAACAGAGGUGGAUUAUCUUACUGGAGUUGUUCCAUUCAGAGGGAAAAUUGACAAAAGAGGUUGAAAGUGAGUAACGAUGUCAACUGUUGAUUAAAAAAAAGGUAGAUUCAGUGGUUUGAUAUUUUAAAAGGGUAAAGUGAACAACAAUUUUUUUGAGUAAAAUUAGUUUUUCGGGCUGAAGACGACAACUUUUAUCCGUGCCCGUGGUAGGAAAUGCUCACGUUCUUUUCUGUUUUUCUUUUUUUUUUAAGUUUCUUUGUUGUAAUGUCAUGUUGCUAAGUUUAUCUUGAUGCAAAGGACAAGGACAUUAGAGAUUUUCUGUUUUUCUGAAACAUUCCUGAUUGAGUUUGUUAUCAGACUUGGUAUCCUCUGGAUUUCCUCUCAGAGAAAUGUCUUUAGAUUUCCCACGCAGUGACCUACAGGUGCACUCUUCUUCUGUUACAGUCAUUAUCAAGCUGAGUUCAGGUUAUUAAUGUUGUUUGUUUUUUUUUUCUUUUACUUAUUUGCACAAAAGUAGCUUUUGGUCUUGUUUAUAUUAAUGUAAGAUAUUGGCUGCCUGUUUUCUGGAAAUAAAACUGGGCUUAUUUUUUCUGAA
Cololabis saira (Pacific saury) is the source of this 2241-nucleotide messenger RNA. It is a transcript of the gene lrrc17, whose product is annotated as leucine rich repeat containing 17. The transcript is spliced from 5 exons. Gene Ontology annotation, molecular function: protein binding. Bases 297 to 1646 code for a protein of 449 amino acids. Gene Ontology annotation, cellular component: plasma membrane. Lineage: Eukaryota; Metazoa; Chordata; Actinopteri; Beloniformes; Belonidae. The record is from RefSeq and is a predicted model, not a curated record.